AUGUCCCCACGCACCCUGCAAUCAGACACCGAUCCGCCGCCCACAGGCCUCACCUCGACCGUAGGCAACUCCAUCUUCGUGACAGUCCUGCGACAUCGGCUGAAGACCAUCUCCGACGGCCAGACGGUGCUGCUGCUGAACACGGCCCUGUGCGACCUCGGCAUCUCGGUCACAGGCUACCCCUACACCACCAUCAGCUCUUACGCAGGACGCUGGAUUUUCGGUGACGUCAUGUGUCAGAUGUAUGGGUUUCUGUGCUUCACGCUCAACCAGGUUCAGAUGAAUACUUUGGUUGUCGUUGCCAUCUUUCGGUAUAUAAGUAUCUGCCAUCCUCAGUUCAAACACCUCCUGAAACCAAGCCUUGCCAAGCGAUGCCUUAUAGCGGUCUGGCUGUACGGCGUGGCUUGGUCGACACCGCCUCUGCUCGGUUGGUCUCGCUAUACCAAAGAACCGUUCGAGACCUCUUGCUCCACUGACUGGUAUGAUCGCUCGCUCUCCGGCAUCGCCUACAGCAUAUGCCUGGUUGUGUUCUGCUACGCCGUCCACGUGAUCUGCCUCGCCAUCUGCUACCAGAAAAUUCUCUACAAGUCUCGCCAGCUCCAGCUCUCCCUGCCGGAGACGAACCCCAAGCUUUCCUUGUAUGGCGACGACGACAUCAAUAUGAUGAACAUCAUGAUGAUGUGUAGUUUCCUCAUGUUUUGGACACCCUAUGCAGUUUGCUCCAUCAUUUCCAUCUUCAAGACUGACAUCAGCACUUUCUGGUAUGUGUUCCCCACCGUGUUCGCCAAAACAUCGUGUAUGAUGAACCCUAUUAUUUACGGCCUGAGCCACAAACUGCUAAGGCGGGAACUUCUGAAGCUGUUAAGGACAUGCUGCUGUGUGGACAAGUCGGACGACAUCCGGGACCUGCAGGAGACUCGAAAGCGGUUCGUCGAGGGAACGUAUGACAAGGAAGGCAUAUACGUAGGCAAAGUUCGUGUAGGCCUAUGCACAUGCAACGGCUGCGUGGUUGGCCGGCGGGAGAUGGCAGUGUUAGCUCGGCUUCAGAAGAGUCCGGUGGACCCGUCCCGUCAAGAGGAGGACUCGAGCUCGGAGCACAGGAAUAUGUGCAGCAUCACCCUGAUGGACGACAGCCCCCCGAGCGACGCCAAGAACGGCCAGUGCUCACGCGACUGUCACCAUGGCAAAAACGAAGACGAGACAGGCAUGGUCGAGGUCAUCAUGAACCCCAAGCUGUGCCAGGCCGCCUCCGCUUGCCACGAGCCGACCUCCACCUCCUCCUCUUCCUCUUCCUCUUCGGGAUUCAAACAGAAAAGCCCGUUCAAAGAGGAUUCGGACAAAGAAGAGUCGGUGCAGAUCUCGGUCACAGCGUUGUUCACCAAAAAUACUUCGAAGGCUGGUGACGGAGGCGGGCUGCCAGGCGACGACGGGAAGUCCAGCCGUGAAGAGACAGUUAUUGUCACAAAUUCAACUUCAUCCGUCAUCACCACGGACUCGACGACAGUCACUCAGGUUAAGCACUGA
This is a messenger RNA of Penaeus indicus, 1524 nucleotides long. RefSeq names its product rhodopsin, G0-coupled-like. Gene Ontology annotation, molecular function: G protein-coupled photoreceptor activity. The transcript has 8 exons. Gene Ontology annotation, biological process: phototransduction; cellular response to light stimulus; G protein-coupled receptor signaling pathway. Bases 1 to 1524 code for a protein of 507 amino acids. NCBI's taxonomy places the organism in Eukaryota, Metazoa, Arthropoda, Malacostraca, Decapoda, Penaeidae. Gene Ontology annotation, cellular component: plasma membrane. The record is from RefSeq and is a predicted model, not a curated record.